AUGAAAACAUUAAAAUGCAGAUGCCCCAUCCGUAUUGACGAUCACAGAAUUAUUCUCAGAAACAACUGUUGUUUAUAAAAUUUCCUGAUCUAAAUCAAAAGUACUCAAUUUUUGAAUUGUUUGUAAUAAGUAUAAAAAAUAAAUAGAAGAUUUCAAAAAUCUUAAAAAAGAUAUACUACGGUUCUUGUAUAAUUAGGGAGAAAUUCGAAUGAAAUGAGUAAUUCCCGAGAUUGAUAUUAAAUUUUAUUUUGCUUUUCGUUAUCUUUAGCUUAAUUGAAUAUAUUAUUAUUUAUAGACUUUUAGACACUCUGAAGGUUGAAGACCAAGAGAGAUAGAUUCAUAGUAAAUUUUAUAACAUUCGUAUGCCUUGAUUGUUAUUAAAUUUCUAAAAAAAAAUACUCUGGAUCUGAUUAGCGAAGGCUUGAAACAGAAUGUUAAAGAUUAAAGAAUAUUGUUGAUUUUUUUAAAUUAGGUUGGAACUCUAAGAUAUGGAAUUUACAAGGAAUAAACUACUUUUCUGUUCAUUAGUAUUAUUUUGGAAUUGAUCCAAGUGACAGAUAUGUUGGUUUUGGUGGAUUAUAAUAGAGUAAUAUAUUUGAAAAUUUAUACUGUGGUUAGAAAUAUUAUUCUCUUAUAUUUUAUUAUAAGAUAGAAAAGAUAUGAUAACUUAUAAUGA
Molecule: messenger RNA, 676 nt
Organism: Paramecium octaurelia
Lineage: Eukaryota; Ciliophora; Oligohymenophorea; Peniculida; Parameciidae
Source: the annotation of a GenBank genome assembly